GAAAAAAAAAACCAGUUUUCAUAAAGCACUCUCGCCGCUGACCUUCAACUUCCAAGUCACCAAUAAGAAGAAGCAAAGGGGUCUUCGCAAAGCCCAUUUACAAGGUACGUCUGCUUCUUCUCCCCCAAUGAUUCCUGCAAGGGAACAUUUCAUGUUAAUACAAUAUUGCCGCCCUGUUUCUCCAGCCUCUAUCCUGUCUGGCUGCUGCCAUUUUCUUUCCUAGAAAAACAUUUCUUAGCACCAGGAGAAAGUGGCUCAAGUGCUGAAAUUUUCCCACAUCAAGCCAUGUUCCUCUUUUGGAAUACCAUGUGGCAUUGCUUUGCAAACACAGCAUUCCCAUAUUCCUGAAGCUAUAAAGGGGGAGUUAACUGGAGACCACAGACACAACACAAAAACACAAAUAUCCUUCUUGAAUACCCCAAAACCGAAUACUAGGAGGAGUUCCCACAAAAUGGCUCAUCACCUUAUGAAACAUCUGGUUCUUCCGCUUCUCUUGAUCGUGUCGCUGAGUGUCAUCGUCUCCCAGGCGAGCAACUCGCCAUGCAAAGGGAAGCUGAGCCUCUGCAAGAACAUGGAAGCUGCCUGUGAGAAGUCGUGCCCUGGCCAGACCUGCACUGUUGAGUGCAACUCUUGCCAGCCCAUCUGCACUGGCGGCUCGGGCCGUUCACUUCUGGAGGACAGCAAGGGCGACAAGGAAGGGGACGAUAAAGAUAAAGACGGUGAAGGUGACAAAGACGGCAAGGGAGAGAAGGGUGAUGAUGAUAAAGAAAGCGACGAUGAGAAGAAAGGCAAAGGAGAAGAUGAUAAGGAAGGUGGUAAAGGAGAGAAGGGUGGAGAUGACAAAGGCAAAGGAGAUGAUGAUAAGGAAGGUGGCAAAGGAGAGAAGGGUGGAGAUGACAAAGGGAAAGGAGAUGAUGAUAAGGAAGGUGGAAAAGGUGAUCAUCAAAGCCCAUCACCAACACUGGUGCCUUCAACACCAACUCCCACUCCUACACCACCAACUCCUCCAACUGGAACACCACCGGCUUCUCCUCCCACUCCGUCAACUUCAUAUCCACCCAAAGGUAAUGUGCCAAAGAAAUCGAGGUGCAUGAACAAGAACUACAAUGCUUGCUACUACAGAGAGUUCCUCUGCCCCAGCAAUUGUCCAUAUGACUGCGUGGUCGAUUGCGUCACUUGCAGGCCUGUCUGCAGUAAGUUCCCUUAAACCACUACACUAUCACUUAUCUCUAACACUAUCUAUUCAAUUCAUAAAUUCUGCAACUUGUUGCCUAAUUUCACUACAUGAUCACAAGUUUUCGAUGUUACCUUAACUCUGACGUAUGCUUUCCGUCUGUACGUCAUCAAUGACAGGCUGCGACAAACCAGGUGCAGUGUGCCAGGACCCACGUUUCAUCGGCGGGGACGGGAUCACCUUCUACUUCCACGGCAAGAAGGACCGCGAUUUCUGCCUGGUCUCCGACGAAAACCUCCACAUCAACGCCCAUUUCAUCGGCAAGAGGAACCCCAAGAUGACCCGCGACUUCACCUGGGUCCAAUCCAUCGCCAUCUUCUUCGACAGCCACCGAAUCACCGUCGGAGCCCUGAAAACCACGACCUGGGACGAUUCGGUCGACCGCCUCUUCGUCACCUUCGACGGCGAGCCCUUACUCCUCCCGGAGAGACAAGGCGCCAGCUGGGAAUCCGGAGCCACCGCCACUUCCAGAACGUCCGUGACCCGGUCCGCCGACGCCAACAGCGUGGUAGUCGAGGUGGAAGGCAAGCUCAGAAUCGCGGCCAGGGUAGUGCCGAUUACGCAGGAGGAUUCGAGAAUCCACAACUACGGCGUGACUUCCAGCGAUUGCCUGGCGCAUCUGGAUCUAGGGUUUCGAUUCGACUCGCUGAGCGGCGUUGUGAAUGGGGUUUUGGGCCAGACGUACCGGGCCGGGUAUGUGAGCCCGGUGAGCGUCAGCGCCAAAAUGGCUGUGAUGGGCGGGGAGAGGGAGUUUGAGACUUCGAGCCUUUACGCGCCCGACUGCAAGGCGGCGAGGUUUGUUGGGUCCGGCGGCAGCGGCGCGGCGGAGAGGGUUUUCUUGCCGAGCUUGAAGUGCGAGAGCGGGAUUGAAGGGCGUGGAGUCGUUUGCAAGAGAUAA
Messenger RNA from Linum tenue, 2132 nucleotides. The record is from the annotation of a GenBank genome assembly. NCBI's taxonomy places the organism in Eukaryota, Viridiplantae, Streptophyta, Magnoliopsida, Malpighiales, Linaceae.